This is a messenger RNA of Manihot esculenta (cassava), 570 nucleotides long. RefSeq lists its product as uncharacterized. The record is from RefSeq and is a predicted model, not a curated record. Bases 39 to 260 code for a protein of 73 amino acids. The transcript has a single exon. NCBI's taxonomy places the organism in Eukaryota, Viridiplantae, Streptophyta, Magnoliopsida, Malpighiales, Euphorbiaceae.
UCACUUCACUUCUUCUUGAUUACACAGUCAUCAAUUAUAUGAGAGAGAGAACAAAAAUGUGUUGGGUUUUGUUUUGUGAUGAAGAAGAGAUAGAGUUAGGUAGGCAGCAAGCUCCUGGAUCAUGUCCCCACUGUGGAGGAAAAGUUCAGGCCAUGGAUGUUGAAACAAAAUGGAGUUUCUGCUUUUUGCCUGUUUCUUACAAAAUCAAAAGAAAGUAUUUUUGUUCUUUAUGUUCCAGGCGUUUGGAGUUAUACCAUUGAAUUCAUCAUCAGCAGAGCUUUGCCUAACCAUGAUUCUGUGCUUGCUUUCUUCUUCUUUGAAUUUGUUCUUUGUUUGAUGUUUUGAAGUUUUAGUUAAAUUUUCUUAUACCCAUUUCAACAAACUUUCUUGGGUUCUUGUUUAUAUUGAUUGAUUGUUUAUGCAAAAUUAUUUAAGUUUUGGAUCUGCUGAUGGAAGAAAUUAGAAGAGAAGGAUCUGAAAUGGGUUUUUUUUCUAUCUGAUUACCUUUGAAUACUUGCUUUAAUUAUCAUAAAGAUUGAGAUUUUCUCAAUACCAUUUUCUAUUUGAUUA